AUGCGCUCUUCUAUCCGACACGCAGAACGGCGGGGGCCAGGCCGUGAUGUGGCGCAGCUGCAGGCGUCACAUACAUAUCUGCGCCAGCUCACCCUGCAUUGCAUAUAUACAUGGGCUCCUUCUUCGCGCCCGUACGCUGACGAUGGCAUGUGCGUUUUGAGCUGCUCGCCAAGUGUCUUUUACCGCUCUUGCGACCUGCAGGUCAUGGUUCUUUCAUGCAAGAGCGCUGUCAUCGAUCAUCCCAAGGCAGUGUUCCGCCAAUUGGAUGGAAAGCAACUGAAGUUGGCUGUCAACGGUGCCAGUUUCGCCGUCACGACGAUAACGCAUUGGGCACCAGCCGAAAGAGAAGCAUUGGACUCAUUGCUCGCUACUUUGACGUUUUUGGGAUUCGCGGUCGGGCGGCGGAAAGGGGGGUCCUGGUUAUUCAACCGCGCUGCGGCCGCAGCUGGGAUGCCCCCGCACAUCGUCAUGCCCGACAUCUGCAGCGGCGUUGACUGGUGCAGGGAGAUUGCGAGACAACAAGAGGACGGAACAGAUUACGAUUUCUGUACUGAGCUUUCGCACACUGUAGUGAGGUGUGCCUCUCCCGCGGACCUCAGUCUGGGGAAAUUGCUUUGCCUGCUGACGAUCAAGUCUGAAUUUUGUCUUUUCGAGAAGACGCGUUGA
Messenger RNA from Akanthomyces muscarius, 666 nucleotides. RefSeq lists its product as uncharacterized. Lineage: Eukaryota; Fungi; Ascomycota; Sordariomycetes; Hypocreales; Cordycipitaceae. The transcript is spliced from 5 exons. Bases 1 to 666 code for a protein of 221 amino acids. The record is from RefSeq and is a predicted model, not a curated record.